AUGGCCGCUCAGAACGGGAAAGAUCAGGUCUACACAUUCUCUAAUGCCACCCCAGGCGAAGUUUGGGCGAUAGGCACCGCGCUGCCAGCGGCGUGCGGCCUUGUUGUCGCUCUACGUUUCACAACUCGAAAUCUGCAAAAGGCUCGGAUCGGAAUCGACGAUUGGCUCAUUCUAGGUGGUCUUAUUACCUUUGUUGGGAUAGGGAUAUGUUUCAUUAUAGGAGCGGCUACGCACGCCUUUGGCUAUCCGACUCCUCCGUUUCCAGCAGAUCUCACGACGCCAGAUGAGAUACUCAAUUACGUUCUUCCGAUCUCAUCACUGGUGGGGAAGCUUGAAUUCGCCAUCCAACUCCUGACGAUGGUUUGCUAUGGCUUCGUGAAGCUCAGCAUCAUCGCAUUCUAUCGUCGAAUAUUUGUCGUGAACAAGCGCACUCCUUUUGACGUAAUAACAAGAGUCACCGGCGUAGUGAUCUUCUUGUGGGUAAUCACCUUCAUACUUAUCAUCAUCUUUCCCUGCGGAUACCACAUCUCAGACAAUUGGGGUUCGGCCGCAAGUCAAGAGGCGCAUUGUUUAGUCAUAGGCUAUACCAGCUUGGAAGGACUUGCGGCCUCAGACUUUAUCCUCGAUGUGGUCAUCCUCGCUCUUCCAAUUCCGAUGAUAUGGAGCCUCCGCAUGACACCCGUGAAGAAGGUUGCCGUUACAGGAAUCAUGAUGCUGGGUGCUGCAUCGCUUGCCGCAUCCAUCGCACGACUUGUCCUUUACCUCCAGACGCAGAAGGCGGCAAUUGAAGAGAUUCCUGUAGACUUUGACGAAAGCAUAACCUUGAUCAUGUACUGGAGCACGAUAGAGUCCGGUCUCGCCCUCAUUGCAGCCUGCCUGCCUACUCUCAGCUAUCUCUUCAACGGCGUCUCUGUGCAAUCGGCCGUAAACAGCGUGCGCAGUGCGUUCUCUCUGGGUUCCGUGCGCUCCACCCGGAAAUCAGAACCGAGCCGCGCGGACGUGACCAACCCGUAUAUCGACAUCGAAGCCAACAACUCCUCAUCAUCUUACGCGAAGAUGUACACGCGGCCGGAGACGGCAGACACAAGCACGAACUACCCGAUGCAACCCAUUGCAGACUACGAAGAUAAGACGAUGCACGAACAGCCAACAAGCACGGUACGGAAUGGCUUGGAGGCAUGA
This is a messenger RNA of Letharia columbiana, 1182 nucleotides long. RefSeq lists its product as uncharacterized. The transcript has 7 exons. NCBI's taxonomy places the organism in Eukaryota, Fungi, Ascomycota, Lecanoromycetes, Lecanorales, Parmeliaceae. Bases 1 to 1182 code for a protein of 393 amino acids. The record is from RefSeq and is a predicted model, not a curated record.